AUGGACAUGACCUCUAGCUCCAGCAGCAGCAGCAGCUCGUGCAAAAUUUCCAUGCUGUUCAACUGGUACACUAUCGAUGCCUGCUUCCUCUCAUCCGAAUGGAAGAUCCAAAAUAAUGGCAUGUUUGCAGCGACAUGCAUCGGCGUUAUUCUGCUCGUUAUGUUUGUUGAAUUCUGUCGGCGCAUUGGGCGUGAAUACGAUGCGUUCCUCGUCCGGCAAUUCCAGCGCCAAGCGCUGGCUCGCUUCCCUGACUCGAAUCAAUCAGGAUCUGUGGGGCGGAUGACAUUCCGCACUACGCCACUACAGCAGUUGAUCCGGGCUAUUAUCCAUGCGUUGACAUUUGGCGGCGCUUAUAUUGUGAUGUUGUUGGCGAUGUACUUUAAUGGUUAUGUGAUUAUUUGUAUCUUUAUUGGCGCCGGGCUGGGCAAGUUCUUCUGCGAUUGGAUGGUGGUCACUAUCGGUAUUGACGUCGAUGAAAAGGCAAAAGGGGUAGAGGAACCGACUAUCUGUUGUGGUUGA
Molecule: messenger RNA, 519 nt
Organism: Penicillium atrosanguineum
Lineage: Eukaryota; Fungi; Ascomycota; Eurotiomycetes; Eurotiales; Aspergillaceae
Product: copper transporter family protein
Exons: 2
Coding region: 1-519 (172 amino acids)
Biological process (GO): copper ion transmembrane transport
Cellular component (GO): membrane
Molecular function (GO): copper ion transmembrane transporter activity
Source: RefSeq, a predicted model, not a curated record